Coffea eugenioides is the source of this 863-nucleotide messenger RNA. Its product is annotated as dCTP pyrophosphatase 1-like. The transcript is spliced from 2 exons. The record is from RefSeq and is a predicted model, not a curated record. Gene Ontology annotation, molecular function: nucleoside triphosphate diphosphatase activity. Gene Ontology annotation, biological process: nucleoside triphosphate catabolic process. NCBI's taxonomy places the organism in Eukaryota, Viridiplantae, Streptophyta, Magnoliopsida, Gentianales, Rubiaceae. The coding region runs from base 41 to 406 and encodes 121 amino acids.
UGAAGUGUUUUUUUGGUGCUGGUAUCAGGGUAAAACACAGAUGACAGGGCUUAAGGAAGGAGGGGAGCGGGUGACUCUUGAUCUUCUCACGAAGAAAAUGGACGACUUUGCUAGGGAAAGAGAUUGGGAACGUUUCCACAGCCCCAGAAAUCUUCUCCUGGCUUUGGUUGGAGAAAUGGGGGAACUUUCUGAGAUAUUCCAGUGGAAAGGAGAGGUGCCAAAGGGACUACCAAACUGGAAAGAUGAAGAGAAACAACACCUGGGGGAGGAGCUUUCAGACGUGUUACUCUACCUCGUUAGACUCUCAGAUGUCUGUGGGGUUGACCUUGGUAAAGCCGCCCUUAGGAAAGUGGAACUUAAUGCCCUCAAAUAUCCGGUGAAUGGUGACGGUGGCUCUAAGAAGUAGGAGUUGUAAACUAGUAAUACUACAACUUGUUCCUGUCAUUCUGCCGGAUUUACUAGUUACUACUAUCAAGAAUCAAGAAGAUCAGUUGAUUUUCUACCAAAAAAAAGAAGGGAAGAAGACCAGCUGUUUCAUACCCCUCCCCCAACACCCACAAAAAAAAAAAAAAAAAAAGGCUGGGGUUGGGGGUGGCCAGUUGUUGGUUUGCUUCCAAUGGAAAGUUUUGGGUCCUGCAGGUUUUUAUGGUAGUUUUUGCAGUACAGGAAAUAGACUUUUUUUCUAGGCUUAUUAGUUUUAAUUGGAGUGUGGCUUUUCUGGGACGGAUGGUGUUUAUUUUGGCAUUAAUUUCUGGGAGAUUUUGUGACUGCCUUGGCAGUCGAACAGAAUCCCUCUUUCUGGGCAACUCUGAACAGAUGCAUAAGACAUGAAUGUCUCACAGUCCGGCAGCAUUAAUCAAUGC